AUGGUGGCAGUCGGUUUCGAAGGAGGUCGAGCCCCUCUUCGGCUCGUUCAACGGCGGAAAGAGGUUCGCACGGGAGGUGACGGGUACCGGACUCGGACGAGUGCUCCCACUCGAUCGGGAGGUCAGCUUGGAGUGCCUCUGACUGGCCUCAAUGCGGAGGCCUGGCUGGGGCCGCAGCUGCGCGUCUUUGUGACCUCAGAGGGAGCCGAUGACUCUCCGGCGGUCUGCGUGCUCGCUGGAAUGAGCGCCUUCUGCAGCAGAUGCUCAGAACGGGAGCGGUGUCCGCACGUAAAAAGGGUGCUUACAGCAACGGGGGGAGGAGAUGGGGUUCAGAGCGGGCCUGCUCACAAGGCUACCAAGAGGGGAGCAACAAACUCGGACAAGCGUGCGGAGAGGUCAGCGCUUCGAGCGUCUGGACAAUGGAAGCUCUGGGUCUGCAACGACCCCAUGUGUCGAAGGCCCGACUUAAAGGUUGCGUGCGUGCAUGGAGGCACGCUCGAGGAGUGGGAGUGCCUCCCUGCAGCAGCCUUGGACAUGGGGCACAGCCACAAGAAGAUCGACACAGUCAUGAGCAGGGGUGGGCAGCAGGUCACGAGCCUCUGCGAACGAUGGGGUGAUGAGGGGAUCCGGAAGCGGGAUGGGGCAAAGUACUUCUGUGCGCCGAGGCCCGAGGACGCCAUCUUCAACUUCUCCGGGACGACGCUCAUCUCGCACGGCCUCCUGCUGCGCAACCACUUUGCGGCAGCCUUGGGUGCUUCCCAUUCGCUCAACUUUGACGCCAACAACAUGGCGACCAGAAGCCUCGAAGGCCCGAGCGCAUCCAGGCUGGACGACCGCGUCUUUGACGCAGCGAUGCAGGCCUUCAACGAUCUCGCAGCCCGGCCUCGGAUCCAGCACGUCUGCAAACGUCCUGAUUGCGCUUAUCUAUACACGUCUGAAGUUCGAGCUGCUGAGGCAGAGGCAGAGAGAGCCGGAUGCCCACUCCAACCGGAGCGGACCGAGGGGCCGCCCCUGAAUCUUUCAACCUACGCCUUCAGCCGGGAUAAGGUCAUCACGUUCGACGGCACAUUUUCCCCCAACUCCAGAGCUAUGCGGGACAGCAACGAGGCCUCUCUGUAUAGCAUAUGUGAGCCGGACCCGGGCGCACCUCGCGUGGCAGGGGGUUUCACCCCUCUGGGCGUCGGUGGGAUGCGGCCCUCGGACGUUCCUCUCGAGGGGAUCGACUGCCCUUCGAAGUUUAGGAACGGGCUGUCGGAGCUGAGGCCGGCCGUACGAGCAGCGGCCUUCCGAUGGUGUAACUUUUGGAAGGGCCAGGGUCAGGGGGCCAACUCGCCUCUUUCGGCGGAGGAGUUCGUUGCCAUGCGUCAGGGGUUGCCGGCAAACGUGAGGGCCCUGAUCGACCUUGCGACAGAGUCCGGGAGCUGCGCCGACCCUACGACAUGUGCGGUCUGCAAGGCUGUGCCCCGGAGGCCCUGGAUGGAUGGAGUUUUGAAAGGGGGCCCGGUAGCGCCCACAGGUUGGUGCCCGACCCAUUUCCAGCCAUACGCGGCCCUCGUGCACGCUCUCCUGAUACCCCGCUACAGCUGGGUAUUCGGGCACAUCGUGACGCUGAAGCUGCUUCGACAUCUGUUGCUCGAGGGGCCAGUUGACGAGAGGGGGCUCGCUUAUCUCACCAACGAUGGGCCAAUGCUAGCCGCCAUCCUUCGGCUGCACCCAACGGUCGGAGUGCAAACGGGUCCUAGGCAAUACGCCUUUCCAGCGGCACUACGUCCGCUCGUCCGGGACAUCUACGCAACCAACCUCCUCUGUUUCGAACCGAGUGCCAACCGUCCCAGUGCCUCCAGUGGUCGCUCCCCUCUUGCUGCGCUCCUCGAUGCUACGGAGCAUCUGUGGUUCUUGGAGCGUGAGAGGCUCAGAGCGUGCAUGGGGGCCGUAUCAAUCUACGCUUUCCACCCGCUACUCUAUGGGCGGCCGCAAUUCACGGAUUGGGAGGACGCGUCGGGGCGGGGAAAGAAGGGCUCCGAGGAGCGGCUCGCGCAGCACUGUGGGGCCCCAAAUCCUCGGUCGUCCAAGAGCCGAGCAGGGAUGUUCAUUGCAUGCUGCCAGGAUCGGGCGCCCCUCGGCUAUCACUGGCUUAAGGGCGGCGAGAGCGUAUCAGAUUUGGGAACGGUCCUGAUCACACGCUUCCCCUUCAAGACCCUGCGCGGCCUGACGGUAGUGGAGGACGCCGCCUGCAACGCCCAGGAAUGGCUUAUCAACCG
Klebsormidium nitens is the source of this 2261-nucleotide messenger RNA. The record is from the annotation of a GenBank genome assembly. Lineage: Eukaryota; Viridiplantae; Streptophyta; Klebsormidiophyceae; Klebsormidiales; Klebsormidiaceae.